AUGACUGAUGUCACUUCCUGUUUCCUGAAGAUGACAGUGCAGGGUGGGUGGCCUCCCUCUGCCCUGUGUGCGUGGGUGGUACUGCUCCUGUUGGUGGUCUCAGGCGAACCCUACCGGACCCCCUACGACCAGGAACAAGAUCAGAACAGAGAGAGAACAGACCACAGGACAGACCCCAGGACAAACCCCAGGGUCUACCACAGAGAUGCCAGGUACUACUGCAUACUACCCCUCUGAUACUACCUGUCCAAGUGGCACCAUACAUUUAACAUUUUAGUCUUUUAGCAGAUACUCUUAUCCAGAGCGACUUACAGGAGCAAUUAGGGUUAAGUGCCUUGCUCAAGGGCACAUCGACAGAAUUUUCACCUAGUCGGCUCGGGGAUUUGAACCAGCGACCUUUCGGUUACUGGCACAACGCUCUUAACCACUAAGCUACCUGCCGCGCCACCAUAUUACCUAUAUAGUGCACUACCAUUGACCAGGCUCCCUAUAUGGGCCAAAAGUAUUGCAUAAAAUAGGGAAUAGGGUGCUAUUUGGGAUGUAUUGACAUUGUUUUCUAUGGCCCCUGGUAGUGAGGUAAGGGGUAAAGACUGUCUGCGGUGUUGUGACCCUGGAGAGCAGCCCCCUCCUCAGUAUGCCAACCCCCACUACCCACAACAGUACCCACAGUACCAGGCAGUGCCACAGAUCAACAUCACCAUCCUCAAAGGUAGGUGGGUCACCUGCACUACUACUCACUACCACAUUAAGUUAAGUUCAAGUUAAGGAACUUGAAUUGAUGUACUUAAACUUAACCUUGUUCCCAGGCUCAAUUUCUAGAGAGAGCUGGUUGGUGGACGCAAUUAACUUGAAUUUAACUUCAACCGUUUGCAGCAUCUGAAUCACUAGGGAACAGCACUUUCCAUUUAAAAGGUUGCACAAGAACAUCAAAUGAGUGGUCCAGUGUAGCAGAAAGCAGAUUGGUUCACUUGCCUUAAAGGGUCGAAUAGCAAAUGGGUCUGAAGUUAGCAGCUGAAGGUCGCAACUAGCAACUGCACACAAGGCUUUCGAGAGUCAGCGAGACUCUCAUACCUUUGUAACCAGAAUAAUGUCUCUGCCAAGAUCAGUUCAGGGUCAGGAUAAACCACACAGGCAUGCAGGGUCUGUGGCAAGCAGGGUGAGCUUGGUGACUCUCCACAAAGAUGAGACGGGACAAAAGCUUUGGGUUUGUGGGUUAGUAAAUUGUUUCCCAGGGUUAGAAAAAGUAGUGGGUUAGGCCUCACUGGUGGGUUGUGAAAAGUUUCUACUGGGUCUCAGCUUUAAGACUGGACUGCAUCUGCAUUCCAAAUGGCACCCUAUUCAAUACAUAGUGCCUAUGGGCCCUGGUCAAAAGAAGUACACUAUAUAAGGAAUAGGGUGCCAUUUGGGACUCAGGCUGUGUCUUGGGGGAUAAUGAUGAGGUGAUUAAAGGCUUUGGUAGAAAACAUGUUUGGGAACCAGUGGGUUAGGAGAGGGGACAACAGCUGUGGGUAUUUGUAUCUGCCACGUUACAGUGAGGGGAAAAGUAUUUGAUCCCCUGCUGAUUUUGUACGUUUGCCCACUGACAAAGAAAUUAUCAGUCUAUAAUUUUAAUGGUAGGUUUAUUUGAACAGUGAGAGACAGAAUAACAACAAAAAAAUCCAGAAAAACGCAUGUCAAAAAUGUUAUAAAUUGAUUUGCAUUUUAAUGAGGGAAAUAAGUAUUUGACCCCCUCUCAAUCAGAAAGAUUUCUGGCUCCCAGGUGUCUUUUAUACAGGUAACGAGCUGAGAUUAGGAGCACACUCUUAAAGGGAGUGCUCCUAAUCUCAGUUUGCUACCUGUAUAAAAGACACCCGUCCACAGAAGCAACCAAACUCUCCACCAUGGCCAAGACCAAAGAGCUCUCCAAGGAUGUCAGGGACAAGAUUGUAGACCUACACAAGGCUGGAAUGGGCUACAAGACCAUCGCCAAGCAGCUUGGUGAGAAGGUGACAACAGUUGGUGCGAUUAUUCGCAAAUGGAAGAAACACAAAAGACCUGUCAAUCUCCCUCGGCCUGGGGCUCCAUGCAAGAUCUCACCUCGUGGAGUUGCAAUGAUCAUGACAACUGUGAGGAAUCAGCCCAGAACUACACGGGAGGAUCUUGUUAAUGAUCUCAAGGCAGCUGGGACCAUAGUCACCAAGAAAACAAUUGGUAACACACUACGCCGUGAAGGACUGAAAUCCUGCAGCGCCCGCAAGGUCCCCCUGCUCAAGAAAGCACAUAUACAGGCCCGUCUGAAGUUUGCCAAUGAACAUCUGAAUGAUUCAGAGGAGAACUGGGUGAAAGUGUUGUGGUCAGAUGAGACCAAAAUCGAGCUCUUUGGCAUCAACUCAUCUCGCUGUGUUUGGAGGAGGAGGAAUGCUGCCUAUGAACCCAAGAACACCAUCCCCACCGUCAAAAAUGGAGGUGGAAAUAUUAUGCUUUGGGGGUGUUUUUCUGCUAAGGGGAAAGGACAACUUCACCGCAUCAAAGGGACGAUGGACGGGGCCACGUACCGUCAAAUCUUGGGUGAGAACCUCCUUCCCUCAGCCAGGGCAUUGAAAAUGGGUCGUGGAUGGGUAUUCCAGCAUGACAAUGACCCAAAACACACAGCCAAGGCAACAAAGGAGUGGCUCAAGAAGAAGCACAUUAAGGUCCUGAAGUGGCCUAGCCAGUCUCCAGACCGUAAUCCCAUAGAAAAUCUGUGGAGGGAGCUGAAGGUUCGAGUUGCCAAACGUCAGCCUCGAAACCUUAAUGACAUGCAGAAGAUCUGCAAAGAGGAGUGGAACAAAAUCCCUUCUGAGAUGUGAGCAAACCUGGUGGCCAACUACAAGAAAUGUCUGACCUCUGUGAUUGCCAACAAGGGUUUUGCCACCAAGUACUAAGUCAUGUUUUGCAGAGGGGUCAAAUACUUAUUUCCCUCAUUAAAAUGCAAAUCAAUUUAUAACAUUUUUGACAUGCGUUUCUCUGGAUUUUUUUGUUGUUAUUCUGUCUCUCACUGUUCAAAUAAACCUACAAUUAAAAUUAUAGACUGAUCAUGUCGUUGUCAGUGGGCAAACGUACAAAAUCAGCUGGGGAUCAAAUACUUUUUUCCCUCACUGUAUAUGUAUUGGAUGCUGAGAAUGUGAAAACAGAUGUGGUACUGUAACUUAUAUGGUGAAUGAUCGCUAGCUAUGCAAAGCAGUGGGCAAAUCUGUGUCAGACACAAACACAAUAAUUUAUCUGUAGUCUUGACAUAAAUCAUGAACUUUGACUGCAUCCACUGACCUGAGGUAUUCUCUUCUUAAUGCCUUGAAAAAGGUCUCAGAAACGUUAACAAUAGAUGUGCAGCGGAAAAAUUGCAUGUGCUGGAGUUUUUCUAACAUUUCUACUUCUUCCUCCUCCAGGUGAGAAGGGGGACAGCGGCCAGCGAGGACCCUACGGUAAAUCCGGCAAGUCCGGCCAGUCCGGCCCCCGAGGGCCCAAUGGCAUCAAGGGCACCAAGGGGAGCAUAGGAACCCAGGGUGAACCCUGCAAGGUCCAAUACGCUGCCUUCUCCGUGGGCCGCAAGAAGGCCAUCCACUCCAACGACUACUACCAGACCUUAGUGUUCGACACCGAGCUAGUCAACCUCUACGGCCACUUCAACAUGUUCACCGGCAAGUUCUACUGCUACGUGCCGGGGAUCUACUACUUCAGCCUGAAUGUGCACACGUGGAACCAGAAGGAGACGUAUGUGCACGUGAUGCAUAACGAGAGGGAGGUGGUGAUCCUGUACGCUCAGCCCAGUGACCGGAGCAUCAUGCAGAGCCAGAGCCUGAUGCUACAACUGGAGCGAGAUGACCAG
Molecule: messenger RNA, 3844 nt
Organism: Coregonus sp. 'balchen'
Lineage: Eukaryota; Metazoa; Chordata; Actinopteri; Salmoniformes; Salmonidae
Source: the annotation of a GenBank genome assembly